Molecule: messenger RNA, 888 nt
Organism: Vicia villosa (hairy vetch)
Lineage: Eukaryota; Viridiplantae; Streptophyta; Magnoliopsida; Fabales; Fabaceae
Exons: 3
Coding region: 15-737 (240 amino acids)
Biological process (GO): positive regulation of DNA repair
Cellular component (GO): BRISC complex; BRCA1-A complex
Source: RefSeq, a predicted model, not a curated record
GAACAGUUGAAAGAAUGAAAGAAAGAAGCGCAAGAAUGAAAGAAAAGGUUGAAGGAGAAGGAAGCAAGAAGGUUGCUGAAGCAAAAAGCACUUACAAUCUUCAACCCUUACCAAUUAGCAACGAAGAUAUACUAUUCUGCAUUGACAUCGAUCCUGAAUCUGUCCGUCGCUUCGACGCCAUUAAACAAUCCAUCCUUCUCUUCGUCCAUGCCAAACUCACCAUCAAUCCUCGACACCGUUUUGCUUUUGCUACUCUCUCCGGUUCCGUUUCAUCGCUGAAGAAAGAGUUUAGCAGCGACAUUAAGUCAGCAAUUGCAGCAACACAAGGGCUUACGGCUGCUACAUCUAGCACUCAGCCAGACCUUACAACUUUGUUCCAACUUGCUGCUCGUGAAGCUAGAAAAUCCCGUGAGCAGGGUCGCAUUUUAAGAGUGAUUUUAUUCUACUGCAGAUCGGCAGUGCGGCCGCAACAUGAGUGGCUUGUGAGCCAGAAGCUCUUCACUAUGGAUAUCUUGUACCUUCAUGACAAACCUGGACCUGACAAUUGCUUUCAAGAGGUCUAUGAUGCAUUGGUAGAAAUUCUUGAACAUGUUUCAAACUACCAGGGUUAUAUCUAUGCGAUUAGAUCAGCAAAGGAUCUUUACGUUCACGUGUUAAUUCUUUUGUCGCAUCCUCAGCAGCGCUGUGCCCAAAAGUACCUUCACAUACCCAAAGCACUUGAAAAGAAGGGUCGUUGAAAAUGCUCCAAUAUCAACCCAUUGAGAAUGACAUGGUCCUUUUAGUUCUUCAAUAUCAUAUAGGUUACUGCUUUAUCAUGGUAAUAUUCUGAAAAUGUGUAUAUGUUUCAGGUGUCUUGUUAUUACAUAUACCACAUUGCCAAUUGUAGAA